UGGUAUUUAAGUUAAUAAUUCAGUUGAAAAUUCACACACACAUCGCUUACACGUGGUGAUCCUAACUGGUGUGCGCCUCACCAUGAAGUUUGUGUUGAUACUGGUUCUGCUGAGCGUGGCCACCUGCCGCCACCUGUAUCGAAGAGACCUGGAUGACGAUGAUGCUAACUAUGAUGUAUACUACAGGAUGAUGUCCUCACAAGACACGGACUGCUCCAACUCGCAAUCGUCUUUCCACGAAGAGGGUUCCCCUAUUUCUCCAGAGUCUGCAACCGCACACGUUCUACCAACAGCAUACCAGAAGGUAGACCUUGACUCAGAGGUACUUAACCUCCCAUCGUCUUUCCACGAAGAGGGUUCCCCUAUUUCUCCAGAGUCUGCAACCGCACAAGUUCUACCAACAGCAUACCAGAAGGUAGACCUUGACUCAGAGGUACUUAACCUCCCAUCGUCUUUCCACGAAGAGGGUUCCCCUAUUUCUCCAGAGUCUGCAACCGCACACGUUCUACCAACAGCAUACCAGAAGGUAGACCUUGACUCAGAGGUACUUAACCUCCCAUCGUCUUUCCACGAAGAGGGUUCCCCCAUUUCUCCAGAGUCUGCAACCGCACACGUUCUACCAACAGCAUACCAGAAGGUAGAUCUUGACUCAGAGGUACUUGACCUCCCAUCGUCUUUCCAUGAAGAGGGUUCCCCUAUUUCUCCAGAGUCUGCAACCGCACACGUUCUACCAACAGCAUACCAGAAGGUAGAUCUUGACUCAGAGGUACUUGACCUCCCAUCGUCUUUCCAUGAAGAGGGUUCCCCUAUUUCUCCAGAGUCUGCAACCGCACACGUUCUACCAACAGCAUACCAGAAGGUAGAUCUUGACUCAGAGGUACUUGACCUGCCAUCGUCUUUCCACGAAGAGGGUUCCCCCAUUUCUCCAGAGUCUGCAACCGCACACGUUCUACCAACAGCAUACCAGAAGGUAGAUCUUGACUCAGAGGUACUUGACCUGCCAUCGUCUUUCAUGAAGAGCAUACCAGUCUUGACCAGAGGUACUUGA
This is a messenger RNA of Homarus americanus (American lobster), 1048 nucleotides long. Its product is annotated as sialidase-like. The record is from RefSeq and is a predicted model, not a curated record. The transcript is spliced from 5 exons. Lineage: Eukaryota; Metazoa; Arthropoda; Malacostraca; Decapoda; Nephropidae. The coding region runs from base 83 to 1048 and encodes 321 amino acids.